Molecule: messenger RNA, 1325 nt
Organism: Pelodiscus sinensis (Chinese soft-shelled turtle)
Lineage: Eukaryota; Metazoa; Chordata; Testudines; Trionychidae
Source: RefSeq, a predicted model, not a curated record
GGGAAGUCGUCUACAAUGUAUUUAAAAAAUCUAAAACGAUUCAGAGAACCAAAGCAUGAAAGACGUCCUUGGAGGAUAUGGUUUUUAGAUACCUCCAAACAAGCCAUAGGGAUGUUGUUUAUACACUUUGCAAAUGUAUAUUUAUCGGACCUCACUGAAGAGGACCCUUGUUCACUGUAUCUUAUAAACUUCUUGCUGGAUGCCACCUUAGGGAUGCUGCUAAUCUACGCUGGUGUGCGUGCUGUCAGCGUCAUUGUAGAAUGGCAGCAAUGGGAGUCGCUUCGCUUUGGUGAAUAUGGUGACCCACUGCAGUGCAGUGCUUGGGUGGGACAGUGUGCACUCUACAUAGUGAUCAUGAUGUUUGAGAAAACCAUCAUCAUUAUAGUCCUCCUAAUACCUCAGUGGAAAGAGGUAGCUUUAUUGAAUCCUAUAGAGAACCCCCAAUUGGAGCUGGCUAUCGUCAUGCUGAUAGUUCCCUUCUUUGUUAAUGCAUUAAUGUUCUGGGUAGUGGAUAAUUUUCUUAUGAAGAAAGGGAAGACAAAAGCUAAACUUGAAGAAAAGGAAGUGGGGCAAGAUUCAAGGAAUGGAAGUAAAGUGCGAUACAGAAGAGCAGCAUCACAUGAGGAGUCAGAGUCAGAAAUACUCAUUUCAGCAGAUGAUGAAAUGGAGGAGUCAGAAGUUGAAGAGGAUCUGCGGAGACUGACUAACUUAAAACCUGUUAAGAAGAAGCAUCGUUUUGGGCUGCCUGCAGCCCCUGUGAAAAAGAAGCGUCCCCCAGUGAAGGAAGAAGAUCUCAAAGGGGCCAGAGGAAAGCUCUCCAAAAAUCAGCAAGUUAAAUCCAAAACAUACCAAGUCAUGAAGCAAUGUGAACAAGAGGGCUCCGUGGCACCUUCCGUAUUUAGUCAAGAUCGGACUGGAGGAGAAACAGUCUUUUCGAAGCCUAAAGAAGAGCCGUCCAAGAGUGUGUUUGGCUGAUAAUCAACUUUAACCUGCAUGACAGCUGUUCCUAAUGCAACACUUAAUCCCAAAUUGCUCUUUCUUAUAUUAAACACAUUGCUGCACUUGUACACCAACGUAAUUCUUUCAAAUCGCUCAUUAAUUAGGAGGACUCCGUUUAUAGGCUACAACUUCCUUUUAUAAGUAUUUUUUUCCUAUAAUGUGUAUUCUGUAAUGUUCUGUAAAGCUUGGUUGCUGGAUGCGGGCUGGCACAGUAAUGACCAAUUUCUACUUAAAUGACGUGUAUGGUUUUUUUUAAGACUUCUGUCCCAGCAGCGUGUUUUUUCAAUUUUUAAAUCCAAUAAAUAAAUUAUGUGGAUUUGAUGUCA